AUGGCUCAACUGAAGGGGAAUGCUCAACUGAAGGGGAAGGCACACAACCCCCUCAGAGGAGGAGAGCAACAUACCAGCGAUGCACACCCCACACACAACAGAGUGUUUGGCCAUGUGAACGGUUGUGGUGAGGGUAGAAGCACCUAUGCAUGCGAGAGAGGGCCUGAGCUCAAGAAGCAAUACAGAGAGCGACCAGUGGGUCCCAUUGCCAAUGGGCAGCCGUUCAGUGCCAUGGCAGCGGUACAGCACGUGGAUACGCACGUGUCGAAGAAGUGA
Messenger RNA from Sphaeroforma arctica JP610, 276 nucleotides. RefSeq lists its product as hypothetical. The record is from RefSeq and is a predicted model, not a curated record. The coding region runs from base 1 to 276 and encodes 91 amino acids. The transcript has 2 exons. Lineage: Eukaryota; Ichthyosporea; Ichthyophonida.